Molecule: messenger RNA, 1023 nt
Organism: Zea mays
Lineage: Eukaryota; Viridiplantae; Streptophyta; Magnoliopsida; Poales; Poaceae
Product: Polyketide cyclase/dehydrase and lipid transport superfamily protein
Exons: 1
Coding region: 73-657 (194 amino acids)
Source: RefSeq, marked provisional
CGGCCCGACACGUCCGUCCGUGCUGGCUUGUACUUGCACACCACACCACACCACCACCCAGCCUCCCCAACGAUGACGGCGGCGGCGGCACCGGCGGUCGCUAGCAGGGUGUGGGAGUGGGAGGGGAAGGUGGCGUCGGCGGUGGCCGAGGCGACGGCGGACGAGGCGUGGGCGCUGCUGUCGGACUUCCUGGCGUUCCACCGGUGGCACCCGCGCGUGGCCGCGUGCCGCCUCGCGUCCGGCACCCCGCGCGCGCCGGGCUGCGUGCGCUACUGCGAGGGCACCACCGCCGGCGGCGAGCCGGCGCCCGACUGGGCGCACGAGACGCUGCUGGAGCACGACGCCGAGCGCCGCUUCUUCCGCUACGAGAUGAACGACAACAACAUGGGCUUCGGCCUCUUCUUCGCCACGUUCCGCGUCGUCCCGGCCGCCGCCGCCGCCGGCGGGUGCGAGCUGCGCUGGGAGUUCGAGUGCGAGCCCGUGCGCGGCACGCCCAGGGACGCGCUCGUGGCGCGCCUGCAGGCCGGGCUCGACGGCAUGGCGGCGCGCGUGCGUGACCACGUCCUCGCCGCUCGCGCCGCCCCUGCCGUGGUGCCCGCCGGUGCAGCUGGUGAGCUCGUCGUCGUCAAGCUCGACAGCUCCAUCGCCGCCGUCUGAUCACUGGCCGGCGCGGCGUCGACGGCGAUCCAACACGUAUCAACGAAGAGACCGCCGUUCGCUGGUGCUCUCUCCUCUGUCUGCUCACGCGCGCCACGCUGUCGCUGCCCAUCGUGUUUCCGUUUCCUAUCUCCUCGUCGUCGUGGUUUUUAGCCCUUUGUCUGUGGCUUGUGUGCUGCUGUCUCGUCUCCAUAAUUUAUCCGUCCCUGCAUAGAUAUUGUAUGCAUGUAGUAUAACCGUGUACUCCACUGCUUUUAUCCUCUUACCCUCUUGUGCAUUUUAUUAAUUACCCUGGUACGUGUGUUGUACUAGUAUUGCUGUACCUUGGCCGGAAUAAACCAGCCUGAUCGGCUGACUUUUUUUUUU